AUGUCGCGCGAAGUCCUGACUGUCGAGACGCCCCAUCCGGCCAUCCGCAUCGUCUACGACUUUGUCACGCCGCAGGAGGAGCUCUACCUCGUCCAAAAGAUCGAUGCAGUCGGCGGCGGACCAGCACUAGCAGCGGCGGACCAAGCGGCAGGCGAGGAGGGAGAAGGAGCGAGUCGAGGAGGAGAUGGUGGGACCUCGUCGGCGAGCGGCAACGACGAGGACCAGGCUGUCGACGCUGGACACUCCACGGUGGACCGGAGCGCGAAGAGCUGGGGCUGGAAGGAGCUGAACGGGAGGAGGUCGAUGUACUGGGGCGGAACCGUCCUCCCCAACUCGCACUCGCUCGUCCCGGCACCUUUCCCCGCCUUCAUGGACGGACAGUGGCCAGACGUGCUCGGCAGGAUCGCGGAGACGGGCGUGUUCGACGAGCUGAAGGCGGAAGGGGCGGAUUUGAAGGGGAAGGGCAAGGAGCGAGGGGCGAACCAUUGCCUGGUCAACGAAUACCUCCCCUCGCAAGGCAUCCUCCCUCAUACCGACGGACCCGCCUACCACCCCCUCACAGCCACCCUCUCCCUCUCCUCCCACACAAUCCUCUCCCUCCGCUCUCCUCCCUCCUGGCUCUCCUCCCCCUCUCCCUCCACCACCUCCGCAUCGCAAAAAGCCUCCGACGCGAAAGAGGUCGAGAAAGUCGAUGUGUUCCUUCCUGCGCGAAGUCUGGUACUCCUCAGUGGGAAGCUGUAUGAGGAGUGGUUGCAUGGGAUUCAGCCGCUUGAGGUGUCGGAACCCGAGUCGCUCAGGGGCUGUGCGAAUUGGGAACAGUACUGGGAUAGUCGGCUGGCGGCGUGUGAGGGCGAGGAAGCGAAGGAGGAGGUGAGGAAGGAGCGGGGGAACGUUGAGGAGAAGGGCUGGAAGAGGGAGAAGAGGAUCAGCUUGACGUGUAGGAAGGUCAAGGGGAAGGUCAGGAAGGGAUUGGCGGUUGGCUUGCUCGGCGGCGGGAAGAGGUAG
Molecule: messenger RNA, 1005 nt
Organism: Rhodotorula toruloides NP11
Lineage: Eukaryota; Fungi; Basidiomycota; Microbotryomycetes; Sporidiobolales; Sporidiobolaceae
Product: oxoglutarate/iron-dependent oxygenase
Exons: 6
Coding region: 1-1005 (334 amino acids)
Source: RefSeq, a predicted model, not a curated record